Drosophila persimilis is the source of this 1220-nucleotide messenger RNA. Its product is annotated as ADP,ATP carrier protein. The record is from RefSeq and is a predicted model, not a curated record. Gene Ontology annotation, molecular function: ATP:ADP antiporter activity. The coding region runs from base 76 to 975 and encodes 299 amino acids. NCBI's taxonomy places the organism in Eukaryota, Metazoa, Arthropoda, Insecta, Diptera, Drosophilidae. Gene Ontology annotation, cellular component: mitochondrial inner membrane. The transcript has 4 exons. Gene Ontology annotation, biological process: mitochondrial ADP transmembrane transport; mitochondrial ATP transmembrane transport.
CCUAGUGGGAGUCUGAUUCUGCAAAAGAAGUUUUUAUUCUGUGACUUUUGUAAGAAGUUGAUCAACUAAAGCAAAAUGGGCAAGGAUUUCGAUGCUAUUGGAUUCGUCAAGGACUUCGCUGCCGGAGGCAUCUCCGCAGCUGUCUCAAAGACUGCCGUCGCCCCCAUCGAGCGUGUGAAGCUGCUUCUGCAGGUUCAGCACAUCUCGAAACAAAUCAGCCCCGAUAAGCAAUACAAGGGUAUGGUUGAUUGCUUUAUCCGCAUUCCAAAGGAACAGGGUUUUAGCUCGUUCUGGCGUGGUAACUUGGCCAAUGUCAUCAGAUACUUCCCAACCCAGGCCCUGAACUUUGCCUUCAAGGACAAGUACAAGCAGGUCUUCCUGGGUGGUGUUGACAAGAACACCCAGUUCUGGCGUUACUUCAUGGGUAACUUGGCCUCCGGCGGUGCUGCUGGUGCCACCUCUCUGUGCUUCGUCUACCCCUUGGACUUUGCCCGUACUCGCUUGGCUGCUGACACUGGCAAGGGUGGCCAGCGUGAAUUCACCGGUCUGGGCAACUGCUUGACCAAGAUCUUCAAGAGUGACGGCCUCGUUGGCUUGUACCGCGGCUUCGGUGUGUCCGUGCAGGGUAUCAUCAUCUACCGUGCUGCCUACUUCGGCUUCUACGAUACCGCUCGCGGUAUGUUGCCCGACCCCAAGAACACCCCCAUCUACAUCAGCUGGGCCAUCGCUCAGGCUGUGACAACCGUCGCUGGUAUUGUGUCCUAUCCAUUCGAUACCGUGCGUCGUCGCAUGAUGAUGCAGUCUGGUCGCAAGGCCACCGAGAUCAUCUACAAGAACACACUGCACUGCUGGGCCACCAUUGCCAAGCAAGAAGGCAGUGGCGCCUUCUUCAAGGGCGCCUUCUCCAACGUUCUCAGAGGCACUGGCGGUGCUUUCGUGCUUGUGUUGUACGAUGAGAUCAAGAAGGUCUUGUAAAUUAAAUUAUUAAAUUAUUCAACCAACAAAAUACAACAAACAACAACAUACAAACAAAACAACAACAACAAACAAAACACUACCAGCUAAUUAUAUUAGAUAAAGUGAACAGAGAAGAGAACAGAGUUUGAUCUGCUAAACAACACCUAUCCAGAACAACGGCAAGCAAUAACCCUUUUCCUUCCUGACCCUCGCCACCCCCGUACCCCCAAAAUAUAAUUACGAAAUUAUAUGAUAUAGAAUAA